UUUGGGGUGGGGAGUUGUGCUGCAGGGAAUCCAGCCAGGCCCCAAGAUGGACACUUCUGGGCACUUCCAUGACUCCGGGGUGGGGGACCUGGAUGAAGACCCCAAGUGCCCCUGUCCGUCCUCCGGGGAUGAGCAGCAGCAGCAGCAGCCGCCGGCGCCACCAGCACCAGCACCACCAGCAGCCCCCCAGCAGCCCCCAGGACCCCCGUUGCAGCCUCAGCCUCCGCAGCUUCAGCAGCAGCAGCAGCAGCAGCAGCCACCGCAUCCCCUGUCUCAGCUCGCCCAACUCCAGAGCCAGCCCAUCCACCCUGGCCUGCUACACUCCUCUCCCACUGCUUUCAGGGGCCCCCCUUCAUCCAACUCCACCGCCAUCCUCCACCCUUCCUCCAGGCAAGGCAGCCAGCUCAAUCUCAAUGACCACUUGCUUGGCCACUCUCCAACUUCCACAGCCACAAGUGGGCCUGGUGGAGGCGGCCGGCACCGGCAGGCCAGCCCCCUGGUGCACCGGCGGGACAGCAACCCCUUCACAGAGAUCGCCAUGAGCUCCUGCAAGUACAGCGGCGGGGUCAUGAAGCCCCUCAGCCGCCUCAGCGCCUCCCGGAGGAACCUCAUCGAGGCUGAGCCCGAGGGCCAGCCCCUCCAGCUCUUCAGCCCCAGCAACCCCCCGGAGAUCGUCAUCUCCUCCCGGGAGGACAACCAUGCCCACCAGACCCUGCUCCAUCACCCCAAUGCUGCCCACAACCACCAGCACGCCGGCGCCACCGCCAGCAGCACCACCUUCCCCAAAGCCAACAAGCGGAAAAACCAAAACAUUGGCUAUAAGCUGGGACACAGGAGGGCCCUGUUUGAAAAGAGGAAGCGACUGAGUGACUAUGCUCUGAUUUUUGGGAUGUUUGGAAUUGUUGUUAUGGUGAUAGAGACCGAGCUCUCUUGGGGUUUGUACUCAAAGGAUUCCAUGUUUUCGUUGGCCCUGAAAUGCCUUAUCAGUCUGUCCACCAUCAUCCUUUUGGGUUUGAUCAUCGCCUAUCACACACGUGAAGUCCAGCUCUUCGUGAUCGACAAUGGUGCAGACGACUGGCGGAUAGCCAUGACCUACGAGCGCAUCCUCUACAUCAGCUUGGAGAUGCUGGUGUGCGCCAUCCACCCCAUUCCUGGCGAGUACAAGUUCUUCUGGACGGCGCGCCUGGCCUUCUCCUACACACCCUCGCGGGCGGAGGCCGACGUGGACAUCAUCCUGUCCAUCCCGAUGUUCCUGCGCCUGUACCUGAUCGCCCGCGUCAUGCUACUGCACAGCAAGCUCUUCACCGACGCCUCGUCCCGCAGCAUCGGGGCCCUCAACAAGAUCAACUUCAACACGCGCUUCGUCAUGAAGACCCUCAUGACCAUCUGCCCUGGCACCGUGCUCCUCGUGUUCAGCAUCUCACUGUGGAUCAUCGCUGCCUGGACCGUCCGCGUCUGCGAAAGGUACCAUGACCAGCAGGACGUAACUAGUAACUUUCUGGGUGCCAUGUGGCUCAUCUCUAUCACAUUCCUUUCCAUUGGUUAUGGGGAUAUGGUGCCCCACACAUACUGUGGGAAAGGUGUCUGUCUUCUCACGGGCAUCAUGGGUGCGGGCUGUACUGCCCUGGUGGUGGCCGUGGUGGCCCGAAAGCUGGAACUCACCAAAGCAGAGAAGCACGUUCACAACUUCAUGAUGGACACUCAGCUCACCAAACGGAUCAAGAAUGCUGCAGCCAAUGUCCUUCGGGAAACGUGGCUAAUCUAUAAACACACAAAGCUGCUAAAGAAGAUUGACCACGCCAAAGUCAGGAAACACCAGAGGAAGUUCCUCCAAGCAAUCCACCAACUGAGGAGCGUCAAGAUGGAGCAGAGGAAGCUGAGUGACCAAGCCAACACCCUGGUGGACCUUUCCAAGAUGCAGAACGUCAUGUAUGACUUAAUCACAGAACUCAAUGAUCGGAGCGAAGAUCUGGAGAAACAAAUCGGCAGUCUGGAGUCUAAGCUGGAGCACCUCACCGCCAGCGUCAAUUCCCUGCCCCUGCUCAUCGUGGACACCCUGCGCCAGCAGCAGCGGCAGUUCCUGUCUGCCCUCACGGAGGCCCGGGGCGUCAGCGUGGCAGUGGGCACCACCCACACCCCACUCUCCGACAGCCCAAUCGGGGUGCCUCUACUCGGGAGCAGGAAGAGGAGAUGACAGGAAACGACGCCUCUGGUAGGGCCCUUGCGGCACAGUUGGUGGAGAACAGACACCCACGUUCAAUCUCAGGUCUUCACGUGGGGGGGUGGGAGUUCAGAUGCACUGAAGUAGCCGGCAGUGAAGCCAGCCCGGAGGAGGAUCCCGUGGGGGGAGGGCGUGGUGUCAGGCUUGGGGGAUGGUUUCCUCACCCCGGGGUCCUCCAGCCCACCUGUCUGCGUUCCUUCUGUCUAAGGAAGCCCCUGGAUGACAAAGUAAGGAAGAGCUGCCCACAGCUUUUGCCAAGACAGACAUGCUUUCCUGCCAUCCCUCGCACAGUCAUAAAACAAAAUUUAGACUGAAAGAAAAAAAAAAAUAGACAAAUAAAAAGCCAGACUUUCCAUCCAAUAUUAAUACCCAUAUAAACCCGUGUAUUUGCAAGCGUGUGCAUGUACACACACAUAUACACAUCCCACAGUCAACCCAGGUCUUUUCCGGUUUGCACUUGACCCAAAUAAAGAGGGACCUGGUACCUUACCCUGCACACAGUAGGCACUCUCUAAAUGCACGUUGAGUUGGUCUGAAUCGGGAUGUGGGUGCUGUCAGUUCAGGUAGUUUGCCAGUGUCGGCCAUGUCCUGAGCUUCACUGAAGAUGCAGGUUGCUUCAAACACAAAACAGGGUGCUUUGCCCUGGGUAUGCACCAUGCUUGCUCUGAGAUGAAUGACAAGCCAAAAUUGGCAUUCUGGAGAGAUAAGCAGCCUUCUAAAAAUAACAGCUUCUGCAGAGUUUUCAUCUUAUAUCCAAACAAGCUGUGUUCCACUGGAGCGCAUGAUCAGGUGUAUGUGUGUGAGGGAAGGGGUGCGGGAUCUGUGCAUGCGUGCACACACAUGCACCAACAGGUGCGACCCCAGGACACCUGCAUGAAUAGAAGUAUUGUCUGGGGGGUUUGCUCAGUGAUAUUUAUCCAGCAACAGGUUUACAGCCCCAGAUGUUAGGAGCGCAAAGGGGUCAAGUGCCUCACCUGAGAGCUGGGAGAAGCGAUGGUGAGUGGCCCAGCUGGUCCCUUCUACCUGACCUAAAACCACCUCAAAGUGUAAGGCGAUGAGGAUAAAGGGAGCCUUUAGGGAACCCUGUGGGUAAGAUAAGGUGACACGGAUUUGUCAGUAUCCUGUUCCUGCUGUGCCACAUUAAUCCUGGUGCAGAAACUAUUGUAAUACAUCU
Eubalaena glacialis (North Atlantic right whale) is the source of this 3395-nucleotide messenger RNA. It is a transcript of the gene KCNN3, whose product is annotated as potassium calcium-activated channel subfamily N member 3. Bases 47 to 2194 code for a protein of 715 amino acids. Gene Ontology annotation, cellular component: neuronal cell body; neuron projection; plasma membrane. Lineage: Eukaryota; Metazoa; Chordata; Mammalia; Artiodactyla; Balaenidae. The record is from RefSeq and is a predicted model, not a curated record. Gene Ontology annotation, molecular function: small conductance calcium-activated potassium channel activity; calmodulin binding. The transcript is spliced from 9 exons. Gene Ontology annotation, biological process: potassium ion transmembrane transport.